UAUCAAGAUAGAACAUUUUAAGUCAACGGUGAAUUGUUCUGCAAAUUUUUCACAAGUGUUUGUUUUUAAAACGGACGUUUUUCAAAUCGGGCUUACAUGUUCGUUCAAAAUAGGUUGUUUUCUCCACAAUGUUUGCGUAUUUAGUUUGAAAUUCUUGUUAAAAAGGAGGAAAACUUAAAUGUAUUUAUACGUAAAACUGAGCGAGCUUUGGUAAGCCCCGAACAAACCAGCAAACUUAACUUUGACGCAUUACUCAGACCACUUCUAGUACGGGUAAGUAGUAAAAGUUACUAAUUUCGAGGAUUCCCGAACGCCUCACAGACGGCUGUCAUCACUGGAGCGUCAAGAUGGUGAAGUUCGGGCUGCAGUUUAAAGCCAACUUGGAAAAUGUGACAAAUGUAAGGCCGCUGGGAGAAGACUUCCGCUGGUUUCUGAAGCUGAAGUGUGGAAACUGUGGGGAGGUCCCGGAUAAAUGGCAGUAUGUGACUCUAAUGGAGAGCGUUCCACUGAAAGGAGGCAGAGGGAGCGCCAGCAUGGUCCAGAAAUGCAAACUUUGUGCGAGGGAGAAUUCAAUAGAUAUCCUGAGAGACACCAUCACCCCUUAUAAUGCGUCGGACAACGAGAAAUUCAAGACCAUGGUGCAGUUUGAGUGUCGGGGCCUGGAGCCGGUUGACUUCCAACCGCAGGCCGGUUUUGCUGCAGAGGGAGCGGAGACUGGAACGCCGUUUCCUGAAGUCAACCUGCUAGAAAAAGACUGGAAUGACUACGAUGACAAAGCCAAGGAGUCUGUGGGAAUCUAUGAGGUCACACAUCGAUUCAUCAAGUGUUGAUGUUCCUUCACGUUUCUUGGAUUGUGUAAUAGACAUGAACCUUGUGGAUUAUUUUAAUAAAAGUGAAGAUGAUGACUUCA
Messenger RNA from Poecilia reticulata (guppy), 910 nucleotides. It is a transcript of the gene czib, whose product is annotated as CXXC motif containing zinc binding protein. Gene Ontology annotation, molecular function: zinc ion binding. Lineage: Eukaryota; Metazoa; Chordata; Actinopteri; Cyprinodontiformes; Poeciliidae. The record is from RefSeq and is a predicted model, not a curated record.